AUGGGUCUUGUGCUGUGUACCUGGUGCCCGUGGCGGCUGCACUGGCCGAGCUGGCUGGGGGGCUACCGCGGCCUGGGAUCACUGAGCUGCGAGCCCCCGGACGUCAUUCCCGGGGCAACUAGGGAAGGGAGUCUAGUAGAGCCGCCCACGCCACUCAAUGAACAGAUCCCGCCGCUCUCUCUCAAGCUCCGCUCCCGGAAGUCGGCCUCCGUUUCGGAGGCGAGGAACCUGCAGAGAGGGCAUGGCCGCCGCCCACCUGCCUGCCCUGCCUUCCUCGCAAGCCCCACCCGCCCCUCCCCGCCGGCUCCGUGGGCCCGCCGCGGUCCCGUCCACCCUUCAGUCCCCUCUCCUUUCCUCCGAUCCCCCCGGAGGCCCUCCCGCUGGGACUGUGGGACUUUACCACACCGGUUUGUCAUUACACCUUGAAGAUGAUACCCAAUCCAGCAAGCCCAGUAUUCCCAUGUGGGGGUGCUGCCCACGGUGUGCUGGAAUGGGGGUCACAAGAAGCCUGUGCCGUCUCCUCGUAAUCCUGGAGUGGUGUGCAGGCCCUCGACAGUGAAGAUUGCUCCUCCUGGGAGCAACCUGGCUCAUUUUCCAAUAGCAACACAGACCACCAGCUCAACACUGUCGUCACCAUCAAAUAAUGUCCCAGCCAUGUUCGAGGCUCUUCUGAGGGCCCUCGAACAGAAGAAGAAAAGGACAGUGGAGGAGGAGGACGACCAACUAUCUGCUGAUGGUCAGGAAAAUAAAAGAAGGCAUCAUGACAGCAGUGGGAGUGGACAUUCAGCAUUUGAGCCUGUGGGGGCCAAUGGAAUCCCUGCUGCUUUUGUGCCUAAGCCUGUGCCUCUGAAGAGAGGACUCAAUUCCCAGAGCUUAGAUGGCCACUUGAAUAAGAGAUCCCACACCUCUUCUGUGAGCUCCUUGACAAGCACUACACGUGGCAUCCCUAUUUCCAGCUGCAAUGCCAUUACCAUUUCCUACAGUUCCACUGGAGGGAUCUCUCAGCUCUGGAAGAGAAGGGGUCCCAGUGCCUCACCCUUCUCCAGCCCUGCCUUAUCCUUCUCACAGACAGCAGAGAGGCCAGCAAAGAAACUAAGAGAAGAGGAGCUUUCUCAUCAUUCUGGCUCUUCAGCUCCAUUGGUAACAGACAAGGAGUCCCAGGGAGAACAGAUUGCAGAUACAACCACAUGUAGGAAGCAGAACUCCUGGGAUUCUCCAUCUACACCCAUCAACUUGGCCACACAGAAGGUUCAACUGUUGCCCUCCAGACGAGGGAUCCCACUGAUCCUGCCUCCAUCUCCCCUGCUUGGUUAUUCAAUCACUGCUGAAGACCUAGACUUGGGAAAGAAAGCUUCAUUACAAUGGCUUAACAAGGUCUUGGAGGAUAAGACUGAAACUGCCUUGAGCUCUGUCACUGAGAACCCACCUGCCACUCCACCAGCUUUUACUCUCACCCUGCCUGCUGGAACUGCUGCUUCUUCAGCCUCCCUCCCAGCCCCAAGUACUAACCCGCUGUUUCUCCCCAAGUAUAUUAUCGUCGCGAAGAAGCCAAACUCCCUGGGCCUACCAUCUUUCCCAGGUGAAGGGAAGAGCUUUCUGUGGAGCACACAGUGCCAUCAGCCUCUGCUUAGGCUAAAACCCACAGCCACUUUCUCGGGGCUGACCCCUGCCUCUCCCACAAUACCAGCCACUGAUGCCACUAAGUCACCUCCAGCCCCUCAGGCUGAGACAUCUUCCAAGCCCCAGUCCUCGCUUGCCCCAGGCCCCACCCUGGAGCCCAGUGUUUUGUUUGGAAUGCUGAGCAGCCCACCUGCUAACCGGUCUGCCUCUGCAGCUCUGGCUGUGUCCAGCACUUCCCAUGUUCAAGCCAUCUUUCCCUUCCCAUGUCACAAUGGUAGCAUCUUCCAGCUCUGCCCCCACCCCAACUACCAGAAGCUUGCCCUUGCUUUGAGUCCUGUCUUUAGUAGCACAGUGCUACCUACAUCUUUGCCCUUCUCAACUCCCUUCAGUCAAACAACUACUUCACGCAUUGUCACGAGUGCCCCUCUGUUCCCUGACCAGGACAGCAUCAGUGUCCCCUCAGCAGCGGCUUCUGGGACCACCACUAGCACAGCCUCAACUCUGCCUGUCUUUGGCUUUGGGGCGAGCAGCGUGACCAGCACUGCAAGCAGCAUGACCAGCUCCAUGGCUUCCACUGCCCAGCCUGUCCUCUUUGGGUCCCCCCACCCUGCCUCUGGGGCCAGCUUUACCCCAGCCAUGGGCUCCAUACUCCAGUUUGGCAAGGGGCCUUCCAUGCCUGCUCCAACAACAGCCAUCACCUUUGGCCAGUCCCUGCCCAGCGCCAUCCAGAUUGGCAGCAGUACUGCCGGUUUCAGUGGCUUUGGUUGCACCCUCACUACCUCAGCCUCCACCGCCCCCAGCCAGCCUGCACUGAUAUUCAGCAGCACUACCACCCCAGCCUUCAACAUUCCCUUUGGUUCCGGCACUGGGCCGCCUGUUCCAUGCUAUCCCAGAGGCACCCAGCAGCCCACUUUUGGGGCCACUGAUGGAGCAGACAGGGCGGCCAAGUUAGCCCUGGCCCCCAGCUUAGGCAGCUCCUUUCCUUUUGGAAGCUUAGCAGCCCCAGCCCCACCUGUAGCUCCAGCACCGAUCCCACCCCAGCCAGCCUCUAGCAGCACUGCAUGGUCAGGUUUUCAUGGGUUGAAACCUGCAGUAUUUGUCUUUGGCAACCCCUCCAGCACCCAGCCAGCCUUUGGCAGCACCACAGCUGUUUCCUCCUUUUUUGCAGCCACCACCUCAGGCUUUGGAGCUAUGACCCAGACCACCAGCAGUGGGGCCAGUAGCUCAGUCUUUGGCAGCACCACCUCAUCACCCUUCAUGUUCGGGCAGUCAGCAGGCCCUGCUGACAUUGGGGGCUUUGGGAUGAGCUGCUUGUCCCCCCACAGCAGCUCUACCACUGGAACAUUCAGCUUUGGAGCAGGACAGAGUGGGACCACUGGCAGCAUGGCCCCUUUUGGGUGAGGCUUGAGUCAGAACUCCCUGGGUGCACCUGACCAGAGCACACCCUUUGCCUUCCACAUGGCCAGCACACCUCAGAACACGUGUGUUUGCAGGUCUGAUUUGGAAUGGGCUCAGUAUGUAGUGCCAGGUGCUGUUUUACAUGCCAACAAGGUCUCCACUCUCAGAGCUGUACAUUGUGGUGAAGAGACCUAUGUUAUCCAUAAACAAUAUGAGGUAGCGGUGUAACUCAUGACUGGAGGAGCCAUUUAGGUAGUCAGUGGCAGCCUUUCUGAGACAAUAGCAAACUGAGGCCAUGGCCACAGUACCCAAGUUGGGAGUAGGGACAGCACCUGGGUGUGAGGAUGUUGCAGGCACAAGAGCAAAGGCCUGAAGGCAGAGAUGAGCCUGACAUGUUCCUGAGCAGACAAGAGCCAGGUGUGGCCAGAGGCUUAAAAAGCAAAGUGGGAUAAAAUGACAUUAAUAGACAGAAGGGAAGAUCAUUAUGGCCAUUUAAAAUGUUUUUGUUAAAGUACUAAGGGCAAUCACUAUAGAAUUUCAAGCAGAAAGAAGUGAUUUUAUUUGCCAUGUGGAAGAUGCAUGAUAAGGAGUUUUGACCCUGAUAGCUGCCAUUUUCUUCACUGAAUAUAAGAGCCCUUCAGAGCAUGUUAGGGGGAGAUUGUACCAAGGAGGGCCUCUCUCAGUAGUCAUUUUGGGGAGGGGGUGAAAAUGACGUGUGAGAGCCAUGCCGGGCAGUUUUGAAGUCUGGGAAAUUGUGGUUAGGAAUUUGAAACAAGGCUAGUCAGCACUGUUUCGUGUGUCUCCCCAGCAACAUUCAGUUUUGAGGUGUGGACCUGAAAUAAGUGGAUAGAGAGUAAAUCCAGCCUGGUUAAAUGGCACAGGGAGCAGGAGGGGUGGGGGGCUGACUACAGACCCCGGUGAGGCAGAGGAUCUGGAUUGGGUGUGGUCAGCACAGGGAGCAGGGACAGCACUGUGCUUGCAGUUGAGAUCGGGGGGCAAGAACAGUUCCUGGUUGUGAUAAGGUGUGACUCCAGAGACUGGGUAGGGGGAGAAGAUUAUGUGCAAAGUCAGCACCUCAGGGGGCACCCACCCUACUUCAGGCCUAGACAGAUAGAUACGUGUGAGAGAAUCUUCCUGCAGCGCUGCUGUGGAGGGCAGCCCAGUGCUGGGCAGGAGGCCCCAGGAGGGCAAGUGUGUGCAGGAGACCGAGUUGGAGUGAGCCCCCGGGAGGAUGGAGGCUGACUCUGGGCGGGGCCUUGGUGAAUUAGAGGAGAGGGGGCAGGUAAACGGGGAGGAGACAUAACAUUAGUCCUGAGAGAAGGGCGGCCCGCUGUCCCCCUCAGCUGUGCUUUGGUGGCCAAGGGAGUGCAGAGGUUCUACUCAGGUGGCCAAAAGGCAGCUCAGGGACUUGUGCUCUGCUGCCGCUGGUGGGGGAGGGGCAGGCUCACCUGGAGCACAGGGCUUAGGACCCAGUCACCCCAUGUGCUUCCUUACCAAGGGGUGAGCCAGACAGUGGUGCGGGCUAAGGGAUCCUGUGGGGAUGCGCUUGCAAGCAGACCUCCCCCCAGUUUAUUACCACUUGCUUUGACACCUUCUGCUUGUGGGCCUAGUUGUCACAGUUCCUUGUGGUCUCUCCAUUCCAGGUACAUUCACACCCACCUUUGGUCAGAACACCCCUGCCCCUCUGAAAGGUUCCCUGAAGAACCUUUCGGAGGAGUGCUCUGAAAGGUUGGCAGUUCCUCCUUUUAAGGAUUCCUCAGGAAUGUGACUAAGGGCUGGGGGUGCAGACCUGUUAGGUGGUCUUUGAAUACUUAGAAUUAAAUUAACACAAGGAACUUCCUGCUCUGAUUUCUCCCUGGGAUCCCAGCUUUCUUGGUCUGGGAGUGUAUCAAUCAAGGCUGCCUGCCCAGCUCCCAAGGUGGGCUGAGUUAUUGUCUGUUUGCUAAAGAGUUAAGUUAAGAAUCUUAUUUCUUAACUUCCUGGGCAUUAAAACACAAUCUUCUUUUUAAGGUGGAAUCCUUCCUGCCUAUUACUAUAUUAUUUAUGCUGGGCUUGCUAGCCAUUAUUAAUUGUCCAGAUUGCAAACUAUUUGAUUAGGGCCA
Manis javanica (Malayan pangolin) is the source of this 5120-nucleotide messenger RNA. The record is from RefSeq and is a predicted model, not a curated record. NCBI's taxonomy places the organism in Eukaryota, Metazoa, Chordata, Mammalia, Pholidota, Manidae.